CCGCCCAAAAUGCCCUCAGAAAUCGGGGAAUUCCCUCAGAAAUUUGGGAAUUCCUUCAGGAAUUUGGGAAUUCUCAACAGAAAUCUGGGAAUUCCCUCAGGAAUUUGGGAAUUUCCUCAGAAAUUUGGGAAUUUCCUCAUUGCUACCAGCAGGGACUGAAUUCCACCGCCAUAUUUCCCUUUUCCCACCCAAAAUUCCCUCAGGAAUUUGGGAAUUCCCUCAGAAAUUUGGGAAUUCCUUCAGGAAUUUGGGAAUUCUCAACAGAAAUCUGGGAAUUCCCUCAGGAAUUUGGGAAUUCCCUCAGAAAUUUGGGAAUUCCCUCAGAAAUCUGGGAAUUCCCUCAGAAAUCUGGGAAUUUCCUCACUGCUACCAGCAGGGACUGAAUUCCGACACCAUCCUCCCCUUUUCCCCCCCAAAAUUCCCUCAGAAAUCUGGGAAUUCCCUCAGAAAUUCAGGAAUUUCCUCAUUGCUACCAGCAGGGACUGAAUUCCACCACCAUAUUUCCCUUUUCCCACCCAAAAUGCCCUCAGAAAUCUGGGAAUUCCUUCAGAAAUUUUGGAAUUCCCUCAGAAAUCUAGGAAUUCCCUCAGAAAUUUGGGAAUGCCCUCAGAAAUCUGGGAAUUUCCUCAGAAAUUUGGGAAUUCGCUCAUAAAUCCAGGAAUUCCCUCAGAAAUUUGGGAAUUUCCUCAUUGCUACCAGCAGGGACUGAAUUCCGACCCCAUCCGCCCCUUUUCCCGCCUGGAAUUCCCUCAGGAAUCCGGGAAUUCCCUCAGAAAUUUGGGAAUUCCUUCAGGAAUUUGGGAAUUCUCAACAGAAAUCUGGGAAUUCCCUCAGGAAUUUGGGAAUUUCCUCAGAAAUUUGGGAAUUUCCUCAUUGCUACCAGCAGGGACUGAAUUCCACCGCCAUAUUUCCCUUUUCCCACCCAAAAUGCCCUCAGAAAUCUGGGAAUUCCCUCAGGAAUCUGGGAAUUCCCUCAGAAAUUUGGGAAUUCGCUCAUAUAUCCAGGAAUUCCCUCAGAAAUUUGGAAAUUCCCUCAGAAAUCCGGGAAUUUGCUCAGAAAUUUGGAAAUUCCCUCAGAAAUCCAGGAAUUUGCUCAGAAAUUUGGGAUUUCCCCCUCAGAAUUCUGGAAAUUCCAUCAUCCCUCAGAAAUCUGGGAAUUUCCUCAUAAAACCAGGAUUUCCCUCAGAAAUUUGGGAUUUCCCCCUCCAGAAAUUUGGGAAUUCCCUCCGGAAUUUGGGAUUUCCCCCUCAGAAAUCUGUGUAUUCCCUCAGAAAUCUGGGAAUUUCCUCAGAAAUCUGGGUAUUCUCUCAGAAAUUUGGGAAUUCUCUCAGGAAUUUGGGAUUUCUGCCUCAGGAAUUCGGGAAUUCCUUCAGAAAUUUGGGAUUUCCCCCUCAAAAAUAUGGGAUUUCUGCCUCAGAAAUCUGGGAAUUCCCUCAGAAAUUUGGGAUUUCCGCCUCAGAAAUCUGGGAAUUCCUUCAGAAAUUCAGUAUUUCCCCCUCGGAAUUCCCUCAGGAAUUUGGGAAUUCCCUCAUCACUCAGGAAUUUGGGAUUUCCCCCUCAGAAUUCUGGGAAUUCCCCCUCAGAAUUCUGGGAAUUCCCCCUCAGAAAUUUGGGAAUUUCCUCAGAAAUUUGGGAUUUCUGCCUCAGAAAUUUGGGAAUUCCCUCAUAAAUCCAGGAAUUCCCUCAGAAAUUUGGGAAUUCCCUCACAAAUUUGUGAAUUCCCUCAUCCCUCAGAAAUUUGGGGAUUCCCUCAUAAAUCUGGGAAUUCCUUCAGAAAUUUGGGAAUUCCCCCUCAGAAUUCUGGGAAUUCCCUCAUCCCUCAGAAAUUUGGGGAUUCCCUCAUAAACCCAGGAAUUUCUUCAGAAAUUUGGGAAUUCCCUCCGGAAUUUGGGGUUUCCCCCUCAGAAAUCUGGGCAUUUCCUCAGAAAUUUGGGAUUUCCCUCAGAAAUUUGGGAAUUCCUUCAUAUAUCCAGGAAUUCCCUCAGAAAUUCAGUAUUUCCCCCUCAGAAUUCCAGGAAUUCCCUCAGGAAUUUGGAAAUUCCCUCAUCCGUCAGAAAUUUGGGAAUUCCCUCUGGAAUUUAGGAUUUCCCCCUCAGAAAUUUGGGAUUUCCCCCUCAGAAUUCUGGGAAUUCCCUCAUCCCUCAGAAAUUUGGGGAUUCCCUCAUAAACCCAGGAAUUCCUUCAGAAAUUUGGGAAUUCCCUCCGGAAUUUGGGGUUUCUGCCUGAGAAAUCUGGGAAUUUCCUCAGAAAUUUGGGAAUUCCUUCAGAAAUUUGGGAUUUCUGCCUCAGGAAUUUGGGAUUUCCCCCUCAGGAAUUUGGGAUUUCCGCCUGAGAAAUUUGGGAAUUCCCCCUCAGAAAUUUGGGAUUUCCUUCAGAAAUUUGGGAUUUCUGCCUCAGGAAUUCGGGAAUUCCUUCAGAAAUUUGGGAUUUCCCACUCAAAAAUUUGGGAUUUCUGCCUCAGAAAUCUGGGAAUUCCCUCAUAAAUCCAGGAAUCCCCUCAGAAAUUUGGGAAUUCUGCCUGAGAAAUUUGGGAAUUCCCCCUCAGAAAUUUGGGAUUUCUGCCUCAGGAAUUCGGGAAUUCCUUCAGAAAUUUGGGAUUUCCCCCUCAGAAAUUUGGAAUUUCUGCCUCAGAAAUCUGGGAAUUCCCUCAGAAAUUUGGGAUUUCCUCCUCAGAAUUUCGAGAAUUCCCUCAGGAGUUUGGGAUUUCCCCCUCAGAAAUUUGGGAAUUCCCUCAGGAAUUUGGGAGUUUGAAUUUUAAAAAUUCCCAUUUUCCCCGUUUUUCACCCCCGUGGCCUUGGGAAAAGUGGAAAUUUUCUCCUCGGCUUCCGCCGCCGCUUUGGGACCAAAGAUUUUCCCGAUUUUCCCAAAAAUCCCCCAAAAAUGGGGCUGGGCUGAACUUUUGGGGCCGUUUGGACCGGGAAAAAUAAAAAUAAAAAAAACCCCAAAAAACCCUAAAAAUGCAAAUUCCUCGCGUCCUGUAAGCAAAGAGUGGGAAAAUCCCCAAAAAUUUGGAUUUUGAAAACCACAAGAAUUUUUAGGGCCAAUUUUUGGAUUGAAAAUUCCCCAAAAUUUUGAAUUUUGCAAACCAAGAGAGGUUUUGGGACCGAUUUUGGGGACAAAAAUUUGAAUUUUCAAAACCAAACUUGAAUUUUUAGAGCCAUUUUGGGGACAAAAAUGCCCAAAAAUUUGGAUUUUGAAAACUACAAGAAUUUUUAGGGCCAAUGUUUGGGUUGAAAAUUCCCCAAAAUUUGAAUUUUGAAAACCAAGAGAGAUUUUAGGGGACAUUUUUUGAUUGAAAAUUCCCAAAAAUUUGAAUUUUGUAAAACCAAGAGAGUUUUUAGGGCCAAUUUUGGGGAAAAAAUUCCCAAAAAAUUUGAAUUUUGAAAACUACAAGAAUUUUUAGGGCCAAUUUUUGGAUUGAAAAUUCCCAAAAAUUUGAAUUUUGAAAACCAAGAGAGAUUUUAGGGUCGAUUUGGGGACAAAAAUGUGAAAUUUGAAAACCAAGAGAGGUUUUAGGGCCAAUUUUUGGAUUGAAAAUUCCCCAAAAUUUUGAAUUUUGCAAACCACGAGAGGUUUUAGGGUCGAUUUUGAGACAAAAAUUCCCCAAAAAUUUGAAUUUUGAAAACCAAGAGAGGUUUUGGGACCGAUUUUGGGGACAAAAAUGUGAAUUUUCAAAACCAAGAGAAUUUUAAGGGCCAAUUUUGGGAAAAAAAUUGCCAAAAAAUUUGAAUUUUCAAAACCAAAAUUGAAUUUUUAGGGCCAAUUUUGGGACAAAAAUUGCCAAAAAAUUUGAAUUUUGCAAACCACAAGAAUUUUUAGGGCCAAUUUUUGGAUUGAAAAUUCCCCAAAAUUUGAAUUUUGAAAACCAAGAGAGGUUUUAGGGCUGAUUUUGGGGACAAAAAUGUGAAUUUUCAAAACCAAGAGAAUUUUUAGGGCCAAUUUUGGGACAAAAAUUGCCAAAAAUUUGAGUUUUCAAAACCAAAAUUGAAUUUUUAGGGCCAAUUUUGGGACAAAAAUUGCCAAAAAAUUUGAAUUUUGCAAACCACAAGAAUUUUUAGGGCCAAUUUUUGGAUUGAAAAUUCCCCAAAAUUUUGAAUUUUGCAAACCAAGAGAGAUUUUAGGGUCGAUUUGGGGACAAAAAUUUGAAUUUUGAAAACCAAGAGAAUUUUUAGGGCCAAUUUUGGGACAAAAAUUGCCAAAAAUUUGAGUUUUCAAAACCAAAAUUGAAUUUUUAGAGCCAUUUUAGGGACAAAAAUGCCCAAAAAUUUGAAUUUUGAAAACUACAAGAAUUUUUAGGGCCAAUUUUUGGAUUGAAAAUUCCCAAAAAUUUGAAUUUUGCAAACCAAGAGAGAUUUUAGGGUCGAUUUGGGGACACAAAUUUGAAUUUUGAAAACCAAGAGAAUUUUUAGGGCCAAUUUUGGGACAAAAAUUGCCAAAAAUUUGAGUUUUCAAAACCAAAAUUGAAUUUUUAGAGCCAUUUUAGGGACAAAAAUGCCCAAAAAUUUGGAUUUUGAAAACUACAAGAAUUUUUAGGGCCAAUUUUUGGAUUGAAAAUUCCCAAAAAAUUUGAAUUUUGAAAAACCAAGAGAGAUUUUAGGGUCGAUUUGGGGACAAAAAUGUGAAAUUUGAAAACCAAGAGAGAUUUUAGGGCCAAUUUUGGGGAGAAAAUUUUGCAUUUUCAAUACCACGAGAGUUUUUAGGGCCGUUUUUUUUUGGGACAAAAAUUCCCAAAUUCCUUCCAAAUGUUGCAAUUUUUGGGCUGAAUGGAUUUUCCAGCAGCUGGAAAAACUGGGGGACAAUUCCCAAACUUCGAUCCCAAUCUUUGAACCCAAACUUUGUCCCCAAAAUUUGAUCCCAAACUUCGAUCCCAAUCUUUGCUCUCAAAAUUUGACCCCAAACCUUAGCCCCAGAAUUUGAUCCCCAUUUUUUCCCAAACUUCGUCCCCAAAAUUUGAUCCCAAACUUCGACCCCAAACUUUGCUCUCAAAAUUUGACCCCAAACCUUAACCCCAGAAUUUGAUCCCCAUUUUUUCCCAAUCUUUGACCCCAAACAUUGAUCCCAAAAUUUGAUCUCGAUUUUUUCCCAAUCUUUGAUCCCAAACUUUGACCCCAAACUUUGAUCCCAAACUUUGACCCCGAAUUUUGAUCCCAAUCUUUGACCCCAAAAUUUGAUCCCAAACUUUGCUAUCAAAAUUUGAUCCCAAAUUUUGACCCCAAACUUUGACCUCAAUCUUUGACCCCAAACCUUAACCCCAAACUUUGAUCCCAAAAUUUGACCCCAAACUUCGACCCCAAAUUUUAAUCCCAAACUUUAACCCCAAACUUUGACCACUAUUUUUUCCCAAACUUCGUCCCCAAAAUUUGAUCCCAAACUUCGAUCCCAAUCUUUGCUCUCAAAAUUUGACCCCAAACCUUAACCCCAGAAUUUGAUCCCCAUUUUUUCCCAAUCUUUGACCCCAAACUUCGAUCCCAAACUUUGAUCUCGAUUUUUGUUCCCAAACUUUGAUCACAAACUUUGACCCCAAACUUUGAUCCCAAUCUUUGACCCCAAACUUUGAUCCCAAUCAUUGACCCCAAACUUUGCUAUCAAAAUCUGAUCCCAAAUUUUGACCCCAAACUUUGACCCCAAUCUUUGACCCCAAACCUUAACCCCAAACUUUGAUCCCAAACUUUGACCCCAAACUUCGACCCCAAAUUUUAAUCCCAAACUUUGAUCCCAAACUUUACUCUCAAACUUCAACCCUAAAUUUCAAUCCCAAACUUUGACCCCAAACUUCAACCUCAAAUUUUGACCUCAAACUUCAACCCCAAACUUUCACCCCAAACUUCCAUCCCCAUUUUUUCCCAAACUUUGACCCCAAAAAUUGACCCCAAAUUUUAAUCCCAAAUUUUGACCCUGAAAUUCAAUCCCAAACUUUGACCCCAAACACUGACAACAAAUUUCGAUCCCAAACUUUGACCCCAAAACUUGACCCCAAACUUCAAUCCCUAAUUUUAAUCCCAAACUUUACUCUCAAACUCCAAUCCUAAAUUUCAAUCCAAAACUUUGACCCCAAAUUUCGACCCCAAACUUCAACCUCAAAUUUCGACCCCAAACUUUCACCCCAAACUUUCACCCCAAACUUCCAGCCCCAUUUUUUCCCAAACUUUGACACAAAAUUUUAAUCCCAAAUUUUGACCCUGAAAUUCAAUCCCAAACUUUAACCCCAAACUUCAACCCCUAAUUUUGACCCCAAACUUUGAUCCCAAAUUUUGACCACAAACUUCAAUCCCUAAUUUUGAUCCCAAACGUUAAUCCCAAACUUCGACCCUAAAUUUUGUCCCCAAACUUUCACCCCAAACUUCCAUCCCCAUUUUUUCCCAAACUUUGACCUCAAACUUUGACCCAAAAUUUUAAUCCCAAAUUUUGACCCCAAAAUUUGACCCCAAAUUUCAAUCCCAAACUUUCACCCCAAAAUUUGACCCCAAACUUCGACCCCAAAUUUUAAUCCCAAACUUUACUCUCAAACUUCAACCCUAAAUUUCAAUCCCAAACUUUGACCCCAAACUUCAACCCCAAAUUUUGACCCCAAACUUCGACCCCAAACUUUCACCCCAAAUUUCCAUCCCCAUUUUUUCCCAAACUUUGACCCCAAAAAUUGACCCCAAAUUUUAAUCCCAAAUUUUGACCCUGAAAUUUGAUCCCAAACUUUGACCCCAAACAUUGACCACAAAUUUCGAUCCCAAACUUUGACCCCAAACUUUCACCCCAAACUUCCAGCCCCAUUUUUUCCCAAACUUUGACCCAAAAUUUUAAUCCCAAAUUUUGACCCUGAAAUUUGAUCCCAAAUUUUGACCCCAAACUUCAACCCCUAAUUUUGACCCCAAACUUUGACCACAAAUUUCGAUCCCAAACUUUGACCCCAAAAUUUGACCCCAAAUUUUAAUCCCAAACUUUACUCUCAAACUUCAACCCUAAAUUUCAAUCCCAAACUUUGACCCCAAACUUUGACCCAAAAUUUUAAUCCCAAACUUUGACCCUGAAAUUCGAUCCCAAACUUUAACCCCAAACUUCAACCCCUAAUUUGGACCCCAAACUUUGAUCCCAAACUUUGACCCCAAACUUCAAUCCCAAAUUUCGAUCCCAAACUUCAACCCCAACCUUCGAUCCUGAUUUUUCCCCCAGUACAAAUUUCCCCAGCCCAAACCUCGCGGCUUUUUCCCAUU
Molecule: messenger RNA, 7205 nt
Organism: Vidua chalybeata
Lineage: Eukaryota; Metazoa; Chordata; Aves; Passeriformes; Viduidae
Exons: 2
Coding region: 601-1845 (414 amino acids)
Source: RefSeq, a predicted model, not a curated record